GUAGCCAGGGACAUCCCCAUGAGGCGACCGGAUCACCCUUUCUCCUGUUUGCUGAGAUUUUUUUGAAUGAGAACGGUACCUGGCCUUCCGGGAAAAGAACAUCAUUGCAUUUGUAGUCAGGCUAGGACACCCUCUCCACCAGCACCCUAUUUUCGCCGUUCCCGCCACAGCAACAGCGGCACCGACCAGUCCACGACCCGGUUCGCGUCAUCGAAUCGACGCACCACUGGUUGGGGUGUAGACUGUGAAGACCGUGAGUGCGUGUGUCAAAUGGGGUACUGAGGGAGACUGGGCGAUCUCAUCCCCUGUGCACUGGUUAAUUGCACUCCAACCUGGCGAGUUUGGAGGGACGGAGAGUCAGGUGCAGUAAGGGCGCCUCAAUGACCGUCUCCUCCCGGGACAGAGCGCCUAAAGCCCAGCGUUUGCAGUGCGGUGGGUAGAGAAGGCUAGAGAACAGCGGCGAGUUUGGAAGUUUUGAUGCAUAUGAUCACAACCACCAUGAUUUUUAUGAUUCUUGGCGCUUCAGUUGUAAUGGCGAUAGCCUGUUUAAUGGACAUGAACGCACUACUGGAUCGCUUUCACAACUACAUCUUACCGCAUUUACGAGGGGAAGACCGCGUCUGUCAUUGCAACUGUGGAAGGCAUCAUGUCCACUACGUGAUCCCGUACAAUGGGGACCAUUCUCUGGUGGACUCGUCGGAGAACUACUUUGUGAGUGACAGCGUGACCAAGCAGGAGAUGGACCUGAUGCUGGGGCUGCUGCUGGGAUUCUGUAUCAGUUGGCUCCUGCUGUGGCUGGACGGAGUGCUGCACUGUGCUGUCAGGGCAUGGAGAGCCAGUCGCUACUAUGACACCCCUUCUUGGUCAUGGCUCCCCUCAUUCUGCAACCUUCGAGAUCUGCGUCGACGAGCCCAGCUCAGACAGCUGGAGGACUCCAGUGGCAACAUGGUCCACAUCAAGCAGAAGCUCUACCACAACGGCCACCCCAGCCCACGCCACCUCUGACUCUAAAACAAGAAUCCCCAUCCCAGCCACCCCAAACUGUCCCAUGGCCAACUGCUGCCUCAGAGACCCUGGAAGACUGCCCUCUCACUGUUCAUAACACCCCUGUCACUGAGACUUUCUUAUGACAACCCCAACACAAGUCAGCACCAACCAAUCCAAACUCGAGCAGAAGAAGAAGAUAGUCGCUACUGAAAUCUUGUCUAUGUCCACAUUUUCUGUGUUCAUUGUUGAAACUUGGCAUGGGUACGAUGCGGGCAGUGUCCAGAAAGUGGGGGGAGUACGAUGGGGUGCCACAGUGUGGGUUUUUCUCUAUGGGGAGGGUCUUUCUCUAAAGUGGGAGGGAGGUAAAUGGAAAGGGGUGUUUUUCAAGAUUUUGUGAUGGGAAGAUUAGAUUGCUGCUUCUGUAAAUACUAAUAAAUAUGGGGA
Molecule: messenger RNA, 1431 nt
Organism: Oncorhynchus keta (chum salmon)
Lineage: Eukaryota; Metazoa; Chordata; Actinopteri; Salmoniformes; Salmonidae
Gene: tmem240a
Product: transmembrane protein 240a
Exons: 4
Coding region: 478-1005 (175 amino acids)
Source: RefSeq, a predicted model, not a curated record